This is a messenger RNA of Morus notabilis, 3058 nucleotides long. Its product is annotated as pentatricopeptide repeat-containing protein At1g18485. The record is from RefSeq and is a predicted model, not a curated record. The transcript has a single exon. Bases 115 to 3045 code for a protein of 976 amino acids. Gene Ontology annotation, biological process: RNA modification. Gene Ontology annotation, molecular function: zinc ion binding; RNA binding; protein binding. NCBI's taxonomy places the organism in Eukaryota, Viridiplantae, Streptophyta, Magnoliopsida, Rosales, Moraceae.
ACAAACCAACAUAACGAACCGUGCACUGCCGGGUAUACCUCUCAACAACGCUGGCGUGACUGCGGAUAACAGACUAAAGGCAACUACCUCAGUAAAUCUCACAAACAAACAAAAAUGGCGUCGGUGUCGGUGACGCCACCAGUUUCAUGCCACUACCGCCAUAACCAACCUCCUCCAACUUACUCAACCAAACGCUCUCAUAACUCAAUCCCCCCACCAAAAGCCCCUCUACCUUUCUCCACCGCACAAACCCAGAAACCAACAAACUCUCUGCAACUCCAACAACCUUUUCUCCAACACAUAACCAACCUCUGCGAAUCCGGGAAUCUCCCCGAAGCUCUAGCCUUCCUCCAAAACGACUCUCAAAAUGUCAGCGUUUCAGCUCCGGAGAGGAAAGACGCCAUUGGGGUCUUGUUACAAGUCUGUGGGAGACACAAAGACAUCGAAAUCGGACGCAAAGUUCAUCACAUGAUUCUGGAAUUGACCCAGUUUCGCAAUGACUUCGUUCUCAACACCCGUCUCAUCACCAUGUACUCCUUGUGCGGGUCUCCUUUGGAUUCCCGUUCCGUCUUCGAUGGACUCGAGAGGAACAACUUGUUUAUGUGGAAUGCCCUCGUUAGCGCGUACGCUAGAAAUGAGCUUUAUCAUGAUGCGGUGAAAACGUUUGUUGGGUUGGUUUCGGAGACUGAAUUUCAACCCGAUAGUUUCACUUUGCCUUGUGUGAUUAAGGCCUGUUCGGGGCUUUUGGACGUCGGGUUGGGGCGGGAGGUUCAUGGGAUGGCGGUGAAGAUGGCGCUGGUGUCGGAUGUUUUUGUGGGCAAUGCGCUGGUUGGGAUGUAUGGGAAGUGCGGGUUUUUGGAGGACGCGGUUCGUGUGUUCGAGAAAAUGCCUGAGAGGAACUUGGUUUCUUGGAACUCGAUGAUUCGCGGGUUCUCGGAGAAUGGUUUGUGUAUAGAGAGUUAUGGCUUGUUGAGGGAGAUUUUGGUGGUGGGUUUGCUGCCGGAUGAUGCUACCGUAGUGACUUUGUUACCAGUGUGCGCUGCUGAGGGGGAUAUAGAUAUGGGAAUCGCGAUUCAUGCUUUGGUGGUGAAGUUGGGGCUGAGUGAGGAGUUGAUGGUGAGCAAUGCCUUGAUGGACAUGUAUGCAAAGUGUGGAUACUUAUCAGAUGCCGUAUUUCUAUUUGGUAAGAACAAUAAUAGAAAUGUGGUUACGUGGAAUUCCAUGAUUGGAGGUUUCUCUAGGGAAGGGGAUGUUAGUGGAACAUUUGAUCUUCUGCGGAGAAUGCAGAUGGAAGAAGACGAGAAUGUGAAAGUGAACGAGGUCACGAUACUGAAUGUGUUGCCAGCUUGUUUAGAGGAGGAUGAGCUGGUGAGCUUGAAGGAAAUUCAUGGUUAUUCAUUCAAACAUGGUUUUCACGAUGAUGAAUUGGUUGCAAAUGCUUUUGUUUCAGCCUACACGAAGUGCGGAUCACUGCAUUAUGCUCAACAUGUGUUUUUUGGCAUAGAGAAAAAGACAGUGAGCUCUUUUAAUGCUCUAAUUGGCGGAUUGGCACAGAAUGGUGAUCCAAGGAUGGCUUUAGACUUUUACUUUGAAAUGAAAGAUUCAGGCUUGGAUCCUGACUAUUUUAGCAUCGGUAGCCUUUUUUUAGCUUGUGCCCAUUUGAAACUUCUGCAGUAUGGCAAGCAGAUCCACGCAUGCGUACUACGUAAUGGGUUAGAAAGGGAUUCAUUCAUUGCUAUCUCUCUGAUAUCUCUUUACAUUCAUUGUGGUAAGAUAUUUUCUGCAUGUGAGUUAUUCUACAGAAUGGAAGGCAAAAGUUUAGUAUGUUGGAAUACAAUGCUUUCUGGUUACUCUCAGCUUGGACUUCCUGAUGAAGCUCUUCAUCUCUUUCGUGAAAUGAUUUCCGAUGGAGUCCGACCUUAUGAGAUUGCCAUUACAAGUGUGUUUGAGGCCUGUUCACAACUGUCAGCCUUGCGUCUGGGAAAAGAACUACAUUGCUUUGCUUUGAAAGCUAACCUUGUAGACGACAUGUUCGUUGAAUGUUCUGUCUUAGACAUGUAUGCAAAAAGUGGCUGCAUGGAACAGGCUCAAACAGUUUUCGAUAAUUUGAAGGAUAAAGACCUAGCAUUGUGGAAUGUUGUAAUUGCAGGACAUGGAAUCAACGGAAAUGCGAACAAGGUGUUGGAGCUAUUUGAAGAAAUGCAAAGAUUGGGAUUGAAGCCUGAUGGGUUUACAUUUAUUGGAAUUCUGAUGGCGUGCAAUCAUGUGGGGAUGGUUUCUGUGGGGCUAAAAUAUCUCAAUGAGAUGCAGGGUUUGUAUCGAAUAGAACCCAAAUUAGAGCACUAUGCAUGUGCAGUGGACAUGUUAGGUCGAGCGGGCCAAUUGGAGGAAGCUCUGAAGCUUGUAAACGACAUGCCCGAAGAACCAGACACUAGAAUCUGGAGCUCAUUGCUUAGCUCCUGUAGGAGCCACGGCAAUUUGGAAAUGGGAGAGAUAAUUGGUAAGAAGUUGCUAGACUUAGAGCCUGAAAAGGCAGAGAACUAUGUGUUGGUGUCAAAUUUGUAUGCGGGGUCAGAGAAAUGGGAUGAUGUGAAGAGAGUUAGGCAAAGGAUGAAGGCGUUUGGCCUGCAAAAAGACGCCGGUCAGAGCUGGAUUGAACUCGGGGGGAAGGUUUAUAGCUUUCUCGCCGGGGACAAUAUGCAUCCUGAAUAUGUGGAGAUUGCGGAGAUGUGGAAAAGAGUAGAGAAAAAGAUAAGUAAGCUCGGAUAUAAACCGAAUACGAGUUGUGUGCUUCAUGAACUCGAAGAAGAAGAGAAGAUUGAGAAAUUGAGAGGGCACAGUGAGAAGCUUGCUAUAUCUUUCGGAUUGUUGAAGAUGAGUAAAGGGUCGACAAUAAGAGUCUCCAAGAAUCUUCGGAUUUGUUUAGACUGUCACAAUGCAGCCAAGCUCAUAUCAAAGGCUGUUGAAAGGGAGAUAAUAGUGAGAGACAACAAGCGCUUUCACCAUUUUAAACAUGGCAUUUGUUCUUGUUCAGAUUAUUGGUGAAUGAAAAUACCAU